Capronia epimyces CBS 606.96 is the source of this 2970-nucleotide messenger RNA. RefSeq lists its product as uncharacterized. Gene Ontology annotation, molecular function: sequence-specific DNA binding; DNA-binding transcription factor activity, RNA polymerase II-specific; zinc ion binding. The record is from RefSeq and is a predicted model, not a curated record. The transcript has 5 exons. Gene Ontology annotation, cellular component: nucleus. Bases 1 to 2970 code for a protein of 989 amino acids. Lineage: Eukaryota; Fungi; Ascomycota; Eurotiomycetes; Chaetothyriales; Herpotrichiellaceae. Gene Ontology annotation, biological process: positive regulation of transcription by RNA polymerase II; DNA-templated transcription.
AUGGGCGACCAAGAGAGGGUGACUCCUCGGUCGCUGCACCGCCCAUCCGAUGAGGCACUGGGGAAAAGUGAACUCGCUACGCCUGUCCUCGCACCUUCUACUCAUCAAAAUGACUCGAACGCUUCGGAUUCGCGCCCCGAAUCGCCUUUGCCCGAGUCGCCUUCAAGCGAGUCCGGCACCAAGCCAACCCCGCCCAUGCAAAAAAGGCGGCGGGUAACGAGGGCGUGUGAUGAGUGUCGGCGCAAAAAGAUCAAGUGUGAUGGCAAGCAGCCUUGCACCCACUGUACCGUGUACAGUUAUGAAUGUACGUACGAUCAGCCUUCGAAUCGCCGAAGAAACCCAGCUCCGCAAUAUAUUGAAGCCUUGGAGCAGAGAUUGCACAAGGCCGAAUCCAUCCUACGCUCCGUUCUUCCCAACCUGGACCUUGACGACCCCAAGUUUGACGCCCGAUCUGUCGAGCAACUGAUCGAGACCUCGAGAACGGGAUUGCCCACCAAUGGUACCGGAGGUCGGCCAGCGCCGGCGGACUCUUGCUCGAAACCAGAUGACGAUGCUCAACUUCAAUCCAUGGUCGACCGCACCGGGGCCUUGGAUCUGGAUGACCAUGGCAAUUGGGAUUUCCACGGCCAUUCGUCAGGUUAUGUGUUCAUGCGGAAAUUCCGUCCCCAAUUUGGCGAUCAGUAUCUGUACCAGUAUCUACACGCCGGGAAGAACCGCACGAUAUCUCAGAUUUUCGAGUCUCCCAAAUCUGCCCAUUCCUCCCCAUACGACUUUUCCCAUGCCGUUGGCGUUGAUUUGCCCGCAAAGGAGGCCGCCAUCGAACUGUGCCGAAACACCCUCGAUGACUGUUGCGCUUUGAUGCGCCCCAUACAUCGACCAACUUUCUUUCGACGGCUUCAUGCUAUCUAUGAUACAGAUCCCGAGCAAUACAACAAUGACCAUGUUCAGUUUUUGCCUUUGCUCUACGUGGUGAUGGCAGUGGGCUGCCUAUUUGCCAAGACAGAGAACGACAACGCUAUGCUGAACCUCAAGAAUUACAAAGAAGCCAUUGAACAGGGAUACCAAUAUUUCCAUACUGCAAAGCAGAUGCUCGACAUCACCGACUGCAGAGAUUUGGUGACCAUCCAAAUAGUCGUCUUUAUGAUCAUGUUCCUCCAAUCCACCGCGAAACUGCCGAUUUGUUACGCUUACCUGGGUAUCGCUCUUAGAGCAUGCUGUCGUUUGGGGCUCCAUCGAAACGUCCCUAACAAGUUCAGCCCCAUCGAACGGGAGGAACGAAAGCGCAUUUUUUGGGUAGUCCGGAAGAUGGACUCGUAUGUUGGAGCGGUGCUUGGGCUUCCGCAAAUGCUGAGCGAUGAUGACAUCGAUCAAGAAUUUCCCAGCGAGGUGGAUGACCAGUACAUCACCGAGGACGGCAUCCAGCCAAUGCCAGCCGGCACGUUCCCACUCCUCAAAGCGACCAACGCUCACACCAGACUCACCAACAUUUUAAGGAAAGUGGUUCGAUACAUUUACCCUAUCAAAGGAUCCGAUGGAUCACAAUUGGAUCCGAGAUACAGCAUCAGUCAUAAACAAAUAAGAGAGUUGGAGCGUGAUCUGCAGAAUUGGAUGGACCAAUUACCCCCCGAGUUGAGACCUUCGGAAAAUGCAGGACGAGAACUGGCGAGGGUUCAACAGCUCCUUCGAAUGUCCUACGCGCACGUGCAGAUGAUGAUCUACCGCCCUUUCAUCCAUUACGUAUCCCAGGUGUAUCAGUCGAAAAGCCUGGACAAGCGGAGCUUUGCUUGUGCGGCUGCGUGUAUCAGCGUUGCAAGAAACAUUGUGCAUAUUACGAGUGAGAUGAAGAGGAGGGGCCUACUGGUGGGAUCGUAUUGGUUUGUCAUGUACACGACUUACUUUGCAAUCUUAUCACUCGUGUUUUUUGUCAUUGAGAAUCCCGACAGCCCUGCGGGGAAAGACAUUCUCAAGGACGCAAUCGAAGGCCGGGAUACGCUGGCCGGUCUGGCGAAACGCAGUAUGGCUGCAGACAGAUGCACGAACAGCUUAAAUGGUCUCUUUGAAGUACUGCCAGAAAAACUCAAAGAGCGACGAAGUUCUCUGAACUCGGCUUCCACCACGUCUCGCAAGCGCCCGCCACCGGGAAGUGAGCCAGGCUCGUUGCAAGCGAGGCAAACCGCAUCCAACAUUACAACACCGGCGAGUCUGAGAGAAGGCUCUGCAACUCCCAGUCGAGCCCGGACGCUCCCGUCCGACUUUCUAGCCAAACUCGCCAAAAGAAACUCCAUGCCUGAUCCCCAUGCCCUCUCAAAUCUCUCUGACAAUGGCACGUCGGUGCAGACGCCCCAGGUGAUGGGUUAUCAAAGCCCGACUGUGGCAUCCCCCCUCUCCGGGAGCUUCGACUUCACACCACAGAUGGGCUACGCGCAAAUUCCCGACUUGAAAAACGUCAUGUUCCCUAGUGACAAUCCUUUUGCCUACCCGAACCAACCCAUCAGCACCCUCGAGUCGGCCGACGGAUCAUAUUCGUAUCAGGACCAUGCCAUAACGCCGACUGAUGGUAGCAUGUUCGGCACACCGAGCAAUUCCCAUGUCCCACUAGGGCCGAUUCCGCCAUCACAUCUGGGGUUCGAAUUUUCGUUUCCGCAAGCACCGAACGAGGCGGCUAAUUUAAGCCACGAUUUCGGUGGUAAUGGCGGACAUUUCAGUGCGCCCUUGACCGACAUACUUAUGCACAACGCUAUUGGAGACCACCUCCAUCUAGGGGGACUAGGUGAUUUCUCCGAGACAGUGAACGUUGCGGACAUUCCUGGAGCCAGCCACCAUGAAGAAUAUUGGAGCCAAGUGGAUAAAAGGCCGGGGGAAUUGGGAAAUGGACUCGCGCCUGGAGUACACCCGAAUUUAGAGGGAUACCUCAACCCGGAGAGUUGGACUCAAUGGGGCGAUCAACAAUAUAACCACCAGCAGCAGUAA